Molecule: messenger RNA, 484 nt
Organism: Anopheles coustani
Lineage: Eukaryota; Metazoa; Arthropoda; Insecta; Diptera; Culicidae
Gene: RpS28b
Product: small ribosomal subunit protein eS28
Exons: 2
Coding region: 87-284 (65 amino acids)
Biological process (GO): ribosomal small subunit assembly; translation; maturation of SSU-rRNA
Cellular component (GO): ribosome; cytosolic small ribosomal subunit
Molecular function (GO): structural constituent of ribosome
Source: RefSeq, a predicted model, not a curated record
CUUUCUCGUGUUUUGCCUCACGCAGGUCGCUCGCUAGUUCAGAUAAUCGGUCCGAAAAUACCGAAAAUUGUUCAACAAAACUAAUCAUGGACAAGUCGUUUGUGCUCGCACGCGUUACGAAGGUCCUGGGUCGUACCGGUUCCCAGGGACAGUGUACCCAGGUGAAGGUUGAGUUCCUGAACGAGCAAAACCGACAGAUCAUCCGCAACGUAAAGGGCCCCGUCCGCGAGGGAGAUAUCCUGACCCUGCUGGAGUCUGAACGUGAGGCAAGAAGACUGCGGUAAAUCUAAUAGGGCCUUGGUUUUGCUUCCACGAAAAGGACAUUCACACCCCCAUCAGGUUAUGUUUUCUACCCGUGUACGCUGGUGAAAUGUUGCAUACGACAACCAUUGGCAAGGGAUUGAUGGGCAGGAAAAAAUGAAUGUAUCCAGCAAAACCAUUAUGCUUGUGGAAGUAAAAUAUAAGAAUUGAAUGCUCUACUAAA